UGUGUGUAGUUGGGCCUUUAUCAAGUAGAGGCUUCUAAUUCCUGAAGUGAAAUCCUCUUAGGAUCUAUGCUCUAUUUCUGUUUGGUCUAUCGGGUCUUUUUUGAAAUCUCCAUUAGACCAAGCUCAUUGGCUGGAAAAGACACACGCAUGCACACAAAAACACACACCAUCCAGCAAUAGAUAGCUCAGUGAAGUGAUCGAGUGUUGACCAGAGCAAGGUUAGCUACUGACACAAAGGGAGGACUUCACUGUGACUGUGGGAGGCAGCUAACCAGGAAGAAUGUCUGACAGACUGAUUGACUUGGAGGAGACCGCGACUCACACAGGUCCAAAAGGAGUCAUCAAUGACUGGAGAAGGUUUAAACUGGAAAGCAUGGACCAGGAAAACUUACCACAUGCUAAAAAGGAACUUCUGAGACAGAUGUCAUCCCCUAACAGGCCAAAAGAUGACUCCAGAGCAAACCUUAACCGCAAGAUGAGUGUCCAAGAGUAUGAACUGCUGAAGGAGGAGGACGAGGGAUGUCUAAAGAAAUACAGACGGAGGUGCAUGCAGGAGAUGCAUGAUAAGCUCAGCUUUGGGCCCAAGUUUGAAGGCGUGCAUGACCUGGACAGUGGAGAAGCCUUCCUAGAAGUCAUUGAGAAGGAGCAUCACAGCACAGUGGUGGUUGUCCACAUCUACAAGGUAGGGGUCAAAGGUUGUGAGGAGCUCAACAACUGCCUUGAUUGCCUGGCCACUGAGUACCCCACCGUAAAGUUCUGCAGGAUUGAUGCUGUUGCAUCCGGUGCUGCCGAGCGGUUCUCGGAUGAGGUUUUGCCUACACUGCUGGUAUACAAGGCUGGAGAUCUACUAGGGAACUUCCUGGCCUGCACACAGCACCUAAGCGAGGAGUUCUUCGCCACUGAUGUGGAGGCUUUCCUCAACAGCUAUGGCCUGUUGCCCGAGAAAGAGCUGCCUGGGAUGGAGGAUGAAGAGGAAAACGAUGUAGAGUAAACACAGAGUUUGGCCACUGAGGAAGAAAGGAAACUGUCUCAGAGAGCUGGAUAGAGAGCUAUGAAAGACAAUUCAUAACAUAAGACAAAUUCUUUUGGGCUUCAGCAACUAGGAAAAACAUAACAUCUCCACUAGUCCACUAGUGUUUGAGGAAUGUUCUCUACAGCAGAAAUUUCACAUCCAGUCAGUGAAGAGAUCUCAGUGUCCCAGAUAUGGGUGCUAUCAAGUAUGGGUGUGGGUAACACAGCAAGGUGAGGAGAUAUAGUGUUCAUUUAUAAAAAAUAUAUAUAUCAUAAAUCCCCUCCCUGCCACCCCAACAAAAGCCAAACCAGCUAACUGUAACUAUAAAUGCAUUGUUUUAUUUUGUAAUGUUAGGAAACAUUAAAUACUGUGUGUACUUGUAAAAACUGUUAAUUCAUCGACUCUUUUGUAGCAUUUGAUUGGAUUAAUCUGUACACAAGUUACUUAUAAAUCCAAAAUUAAAAAAAUAAAAAAAACGCUAAGUAGAACAGGAACUCUUAAGACUUACGAGGCCAAAGCUCGCUGAUGUGGAAACAUUUUUGUGUAAACACAUUUUCCAGCCUGUCUGAUCCAACAUUACCUACCCUCACUUCCUAAGCCAAUGUGGUGGGAGGUGCAUAUUGGGUCUGGAAAAUAAACAUUCAUGAGCCUCUGAUAUUUUAUCAUCAUGAGUAAAACAUCACCAGAAAAGAGUUCAUCCAUUUUUGUGUAUAUUAUAUUGUGAAAGUGGGAAAAAGUCACUGGAAUAGACAUAAUGGAAACUGUGGGCCGUGGGUUUUCUUAGUGUGAUGUGAUGCAGCCAACAAGUCCUUGACUCAGCACAGUGGUGAAUAUCAUCCUCAUCAUCAUCAUCAUCAUCAUCAUCAUCAUCAUCAUAUUUGAUUUUGCUAAGAAUGGUUACUAUUUUAAACUGUGUACUGGAAUAUGAAAAAACAUAUCCAUAUAUACUUGUGGUUCAGACUAAAAAUAAUAAUAAAACUGCAUAAAAU
Molecule: messenger RNA, 2001 nt
Organism: Lates calcarifer (barramundi perch)
Lineage: Eukaryota; Metazoa; Chordata; Actinopteri; Centropomidae
Gene: pdcb
Product: phosducin b
Exons: 4
Coding region: 281-991 (236 amino acids)
Biological process (GO): regulation of G protein-coupled receptor signaling pathway
Source: RefSeq, a predicted model, not a curated record